Messenger RNA from Macrobrachium nipponense, 2251 nucleotides. RefSeq names its product WD repeat-containing protein 19-like. NCBI's taxonomy places the organism in Eukaryota, Metazoa, Arthropoda, Malacostraca, Decapoda, Palaemonidae. The coding region runs from base 1 to 744 and encodes 247 amino acids. The transcript is spliced from 5 exons. Gene Ontology annotation, biological process: cilium assembly; intraciliary retrograde transport. The record is from RefSeq and is a predicted model, not a curated record. Gene Ontology annotation, cellular component: cilium; intraciliary transport particle A.
AUGACGACUGGACCAUAUAAAUUUCCACAGAUGCAAAAAUUAACACGGACAGACACCAAACAGGUACUUAUAUGCAAUUAUCGUCAUGCUCACGACGUCUUGCUGGUGAUGUUUGGAGAACUUCGAAAGCAGAAACUGAAAGUUCCUGCUGAUAUGACUACAGCUCUUAUGCUCCUUCACUCAUACACAAUUGCUCGUAUGCAUGUUCGACGUGGUGACCAUCUCAAAGCUGCUCGCAUGCUUAUCAGGGUUGCUAAUCACAUCUCAAAGUUUCCUGCUCAUACUGUUCCGAUAUUAACUUCAACUGUUAUCGAGUGUCAGCGAUCGGGACUCAAGAACUCCUCAUUCAACUUCGCCGCCAUGCUGAUGCGCCCUGAAACCCGAUCGCAGGUUGAUGAAAAAUACAAAAAGAAAAUUGAGGCCAUCGUCCGCAAGCCUCAGAAGAGUGAGGAAGAAGAACCAGGCAGCCCGUGCCCUUUCUGCUCUUCUCCAGUGGUGGAGACGACUCUGGAAUGUGGACAGUGUCAGAAUGCAUUACCUUAUUGUAUUGCCACGGGCAGGCACAUUUUGGCUGAUGAUGUUACACUGUGUCCAUCCUGCAAGUUUCCUGCUAUUAGAUCUGAGUUACUGAAACUUGUAGAAGACGGAGAGGAGUGUCCCAUGUGUAGUUCAGCUUUGAGUGCAGACAAGCUUCCCGUGGCUUCGGAGUGGAAGUCUGUUGUUAACCCUGAAGCCCAUGAUUAGAUUUAAAACAGGUUGUACUAAAAUCUCUAGUUUUCUGAAGAAUUCAUCUAAUAUUAUUAUUACUUAUUCCCUUGCACAAGCAACAUACAUAAUAAUUUUUGUAAAUGUGGCUCUAUUUAUUGUACUCACUGACAAAGUACCUACCUUAUAAGGUUUUCCAGAUGUUGAAUGUUUUAUCAUAGAUUUUUGUGUGGAUAGUAGUCAAUAUUAACCUUGUCAUUUUUUUGUCUUGUUCAUCCAUAUAGGAAUCUGCCUCACCAAGUCACGUUAUUCUUAUCCGUCCUGUGCUAUUACACUACUUUAUGAAGUGUAAUAGUGAUAAUCUAGUCAUAUUCAUAUAAUAAUUACUGUGAGUGCAGAUAUUUGUGUAUUGAUUUUGGACACAAUAGUUUUAUUUAGAAACUGGCAUGUAUGAAUUUUAUUCCCAUUCAGGAUUUUUAAUGUAAUAUUUGGAAAGAGUUUUAAGUAUGGUAUAAAGCAAUAUUUUGCUCUUAUAGAUCAUAAGUUUUGUGAUGUGUUACGACAAAAUUUCCCUUAAUGAAAGCAGUUAGUUUUUUAUUCCUAUCAGUGUUUACAACCAAGGAGGGAUAUUUUUAUUCAUUUUUCACUCGACUUUUAAGCCUGUACCAUCUAGCUAAAAUUUUUUUAAGUAAAUUUCUUUUUGUAUUAGCAGUGGAAAGGAAAUAGAUUAUCCUUUAGUUUAGUGUGAAAGUGGCGAAACCUUAAGAUUACUUAGGGGUUAUUUUCAGAACUGUAAUGAGUUGCAAAAUUUAUGCCAUCCACGCUUACUUGUCUUUCGUUUUGAUAAGCUAAUAAAUGGAAAACAAAAACUUGGUAUCUUUUGCCAAUAAAAUCACAAAAUGAACCUGGAGAAGUGUUCGAGGCCUCAUCCAUGACCUUCCAGUUUCGUCUUGCCAGGUCUGUCCAGAUUAUUAGCGGCUUCAAAUCGCCACCAGAGAUUUGGUCAUUUUCUUUUGCAAAAAUGGUUACAAAAACUGACCAAGUAGAUCUGGAUUGCAAGAGAAAAAAACAGAAAAAUUUCCAAAAUAAAGGAUUCUAGAAAAAUUUUGCUAUAAUUGAAAGGCUCACAAGGAAGGAGACAAACAGAAAUCAGUUAAAACUCUCGUAACUGAAUUAUUUUAUUAGUUAAUCUUACUCUGUAUUUGAUUGAUAAAGUACAAGUUUCUGUGUCAGUAAAAUUUUCAUUUUCCAGAUGCAUAAAGUAUGUUUACUUGUAACCGAAAAUCUAUAAUACAGUACAGUAUUGUAAAUGCGUUUAUUGUACACCUCAACUUUGCAAAAAACAAAAGUGAGAUUUUCUCUGUUACGGAUCGAGAUCCGCUCAGGUUCUUUAUUACAUCAAACAAAAAGGAUUCAACACCAACAAUUGAAACACGGGAUACGAAUAUAAAGAAACUCAAACAGAACAGAAGUUUAUUUACAAGCUUAUUCACAAAGAUAAAUGCAGAAUGGUUUCUCUUAUUUACACAACAAAUUGAAAUCUGAC